Messenger RNA from Helianthus annuus (common sunflower), 1191 nucleotides. Its product is annotated as U3 small nucleolar ribonucleoprotein protein IMP4. Gene Ontology annotation, cellular component: small-subunit processome; nucleolus; Mpp10 complex. The record is from RefSeq and is a predicted model, not a curated record. The coding region runs from base 141 to 1022 and encodes 293 amino acids. NCBI's taxonomy places the organism in Eukaryota, Viridiplantae, Streptophyta, Magnoliopsida, Asterales, Asteraceae. The transcript is spliced from 9 exons. Gene Ontology annotation, molecular function: snoRNA binding; rRNA primary transcript binding. Gene Ontology annotation, biological process: rRNA processing.
UGUGUCAGUUUUUCUAUUUCAAAUUCCAUAAACCCUAACCGAACCCAGUCCCUAAAUUCAUCGUCUCCUCCACACCAACACAUAAACCCUAAUUCACCACAUAUUUGCUCUCAACGACCUGCAAUCGUUUAACAGAAAGUAUGUUGCGAAGGAACGUGAGGCUGAGAAGAGAGUAUCUGUACAGGAAAAGUUUGGAAGGCAAAGAACGGUUGCUCUACGAGAAGAAACGCAAAAUCAAACAAGCUCUUGAAGAGGGGAAACCGAUUCCGACUGAGCUUCGGAAUGAAGAUGCUGCUCUGCGUCAAGAGAUUGACCUUGAAGAUGAACGAACUGCAGUUCCAAGGUCAACCAUAGACGAUGAAUAUGCAAAUGCGACUGAAAGGGAUCCAAAAAUUCUGCUAACAACAUCUCAUGACCCAAGUGCUCCUCUUAAACAGUUUGUAAAGGAAUUGAAGUUUGUCUUCCCUAAUUCCCAACGAAUGAACCGUGGUGGUCAGGUUAUUUCUGAAAUAGUUGAGACUUGCCGAUCACAUGACUUCACAGAUCUUAUCUUAGUUCAUGAACACCGUGGUGUACCCGAUAAUAUAAUUAUAAGCCACUUACCUUAUGGUCCAACUGCUUACUUUCAGAUCCUCAAUGUGGUUACAAGACAUGACAAUAAGGACAAGAAGGAAAUGGGAACUGUUUCAGAGGCUUAUCCGCAUCUGAUUUUAAACAAUUUCUCUACCAAGAUGGGUGAAAGAACUGCUACCAUCUUGAAGCAUCUUUUUCCAGUGCCUAAACCCGAUUCAAAACGCAUCAUCACUUUUGCCAAUCAGUCAGAUUACAUUUCUUUCAGGCAUCACGUCUACAGACAAAGUGGCGGUCCUAAGUCAAUUGAUUUAAAGGAGGUUGGUCCUAGGUUUGAGUUACGACUGUAUCAGGUUAAGCUUGGAACGGUUGAUCAACUAGAAGCACAAAAUGAAUGGGUAUUACCAUCAUUUAUGAACACAUCCAAGAAGCAAAAGAUAUUAGGUGAAUGACAAAUCUACCCUUGGGACUUUGGAUUGCCCCAGGUCAUGUUUUUCGCGGCUAGAAAAUUUUGGAUUAAAGAAUUUCUUAUUGUAUGUUGGCCUAUUUGUGUUUCGUUUAAUCUUAAAAUAUUUAUAUUAUAUGAAUAACCUUUUUGUUAAAAGUUGGCAAUUUUGUAUC